This is a messenger RNA of Eublepharis macularius, 3192 nucleotides long. It is a transcript of the gene SOCS4, whose product is annotated as suppressor of cytokine signaling 4. Bases 1439 to 2737 code for a protein of 432 amino acids. Gene Ontology annotation, biological process: phosphatidylinositol phosphate biosynthetic process; intracellular signal transduction. The record is from RefSeq and is a predicted model, not a curated record. Gene Ontology annotation, molecular function: 1-phosphatidylinositol-3-kinase regulator activity. The transcript has 2 exons. Lineage: Eukaryota; Metazoa; Chordata; Lepidosauria; Squamata; Eublepharidae. Gene Ontology annotation, cellular component: phosphatidylinositol 3-kinase complex.
CGAAGAGGCGCCGGGCGAGGGCCGCGCCGGAGGCCGCCCGCGGGUGGGAGCAGCGCCUGGCGAGGCCGAAGAGGAAGGAGGAGGCCCCGCCGGCCCGCUUUUCUCCCUCGUCCCCGCGCCUUGCUCGAAUUUCGACCCCCCACCACCACCAUAAGACUUUAACGCCCCCCCCUUUUUUGCUUGUCCCACUCAGUCUCCCCCCCAUCUUCUCUUCCAGCUGAGCCUCUUGAGCCAGAAGUAAAUUGCCAUUAAGCCCUCUCCCCACCCUCUUCAAGCCCUGACUCUGACAAAAAAAAUAUCUUAUUUUUUUCUCCUUUCCUCAUAGAUCAUCUAACCCCCCGUUCCAAAUUAUUUAAUUUCCCCCCACCAGCCCCUUCUCUUCCCCUUGUUAAAUCCCCUUUUCAAAUAAAGGUCCCCCACCACCAGCUUUUCCUCAUGUCCCCCCCCUUUUUUAAAAAAUUCUUUUUCAAAUAAAAGUUUCCCCACCAGCUCCUUCUCUUCCCCUUCCCAACCCCCCCUUUUUAAAUCCCCCCCUUUCAGAUUAAAGUCCUCCGCCAGCCCCUUCUCUUUUCCUUCUCAGGUCCCCCCCUUUUUAAAAUCUCCCUUUUCAAAUUAAGGUCCCCCCUUUUAAAAAAAUCUCCCUUUUCAAAUAAAGCCCCCCAUCAGCCCCUUUUUAGAUUGCUCCUUUAAAAAAAAAACCCAUUUCAAAUAAAGGUCCACCUUCAGCCCCUUCUUAGGUUCCUUCUUUUUAAAAAUCCCCCUUUUCAAAUUAAGGUCCCCCCUAUCAGCCCCUUCUUAGGUUGCCCUUUUUAAAAAGACCCCCUUUUCAAUUUAAGGCCCCCCAUCAGCUCCUUCUUAGGUCCCCCUUUUUAAAAAUCCCCCUUUUCAAAUAAAGGUCCCCCCUUUUUAAAAAUUGCCCUUUUCAAAUAAAGGUCCCCCCUUUUAAAAAAUUGCCCUUUUCAAAUAAAAGUCCCCCCAUCAGCCCCUUUUCAAGUCCCCCCCUUUUUUAAAUCCCCCUUUUAAAAUAGCAGUUCCCCACCAGCCCCUUCUCUUCCCCCUUCUCAGCCCCCCUUUUAAAUUCCCUUCCUUCCCUAUUAUGACAUCUUCCUUUCUCAGCUUCCUUUUCUCCCCCCCCCCCAAUCUCUGGCUUCCUCCACCCAGCCCGCUGCUGCCCAUCUCCUUCCUCCUCCAGCUGUGCAAUGCAUCCAGUCUGCCUUUGUGUCUGAUGGGGAGCGUGCCGCUCUCUGCUCCGGCUGCAUGAGAUGAAGCCCCUUCGGGGUACCCUGUUUUGGGAAGGGGAUGUCCACCAAAUGUCUGUUCUGGUAAGCAGCAGAUACAUCCCAAAAGUGCCUAACAGAAGCCUUCGUUGGUAAGAACCAAGGCGGCAACCCUUGCCGUCAAUAGUCCUUGGACUCUUGCGAAGCCAACCGCAUCAAAAAUGGCAGAAAAUAAAGAAAGGGAUAAUAAGAAUACAGACGUAAGGCCGAAAACCAGCCGGAGCAGAAGCGCAGACAGAAAGGAUGGUUAUGUAUGGAGCAGGAAAAAACUUUCCUGGUCAAAACGGAGUGACAGCAGUUCUGAUGCUGAAACAGCAAGUACUUCAGGGAAAUCCACAUUUGGUUUGAGGAACCAGGAGCGGAAGCACAGCUGUUCCUCGACUGAGCUGGACCUGGAACGAUCAUGUGGCCACAGGUUCCUCGGCCGAUCUCUGAAACAGAAACUGCAAGACGCUGUGGGGCAGUGUUUCCCCAUCAAGAACUGCAGCAGUCGGCAUUCUUCGGCGCUUCCCUCCAAGAGGAAAAUACAUAUCAGCGAGCUGAUGCUGGACACGUGCCCCUUCCCGCCGCGAUCUGAGCUAGCUUUUCGUUGGCACUUAAUCAAACGGCACACUGCCCCCAUUCAGCAGAAAUCGGAAAGCUGGCUCAGUGUGGAGUCUUGCCACAGUGAAGGGAAAGAUGGAGACGUGGAGAGUGCGGAUGGAGGAGGGCCGGUGGUUCUGCAGGCAUGCGAUUUCAGCAGCGGCGCUUCCUGCAGAUGCAGUCCCCGAGACGAGUCUGCUGCGAGUCGGCCGAUGAAGAACAGAGAAGAGAGCGACAUGGACUCUGAUGACGAAGUGGUGACUCUUUGUACCAGCUCCAGAAAGAGAAACAAGCCGCGAUGGGACCCUGACGAUGAGCUGCUGCAACUGGAAUCACCUCCUAAGUACCACACCCAGAUCGACUACGUCCAUUGCCUGGUCCCUGACCUCCUUCAGAUCAAUAAUAACCCAUGCUACUGGGGAGUGAUGGAUAAAUAUGCUGCAGAAGCGCUUCUAGAUGGAAAGCCGGAAGGAACUUUUUUGCUACGAGACUCUGCCCAGGAAGAUUACUUGUUCUCGGUUAGUUUUAGGCGGUACAGUCGCUCCCUGCACGCCAGGAUUGAGCAGUGGAAUCACAACUUCAGCUUCGACGCACACGACCCGUGUGUCUUCCAUUCCCCUGACAUCACGGGGCUCUUAGAACAUUACAAAGAUCCGAGCUCGUGUAUGUUCUUCGAACCGCUGCUUUCGACUCCGUUAAACAGGACUUUCCCCUUUUCUCUUCAACAUAUAUGCAGGACUGUUAUUUGUAACUAUACAACUUACGACGGCAUAGAUGCACUUCCUGUACCUCCAUCUGUGAAGUUGUAUCUGAAGGAAUAUCACUAUAAGUCAAAAGUUAGAGUCCUCAGGAUAGACGCACCAGAGCAACAAACCUAAACAUUAGUUUUAGGGUUUGUUUUGUUUUAAUUAGAGCGUUGGGCAAUUAGACAGUCUGUCUUUCUGUCAUUUUUUUUUCUGAAAAAGUAUUUAUUGUCCAAACAGGUCUCCACCUCAGCCUUAUGAUCAAAAUGGAUUUUUUUUAAUUCCCUUACUCCAACAGGCAGAUUAUUAAUGAAGACACGAAAUCUGUGGGUUUAUUGAUAAUACCCUAUAGGUUUUUUGGGGAACGUCAAGUCGUUUUUUUAACUUUUCACUCGAGGCUAAUCUUUUAGAUUUUAAGCUAAAUCCAAAAUUGAAUUUGUCUUUUAUAUACUGUGAUUUAUAUACGGUACAGGCAUGUUUGAAACACUGUAUGCAAGGGCUCCUCGAGAGUGACCAAUUUGUAUUUUAUACCUUUCUUUGAACAUGAGUACAUUGUCCUCUCUAUAAGAAGUAAAAUUAAUGUCUAUUUA